UGAGAGGAACAUUUUAACAGCUUUGAGAAUUCGCAUGACAUGGCCUUCGAAUAAAUUCCUGCAUCUAAUACUGCCCCAAGAAACACUGAGUACUGACCCUCGCGUAUAAUCUAUUUAUACAGCCAUUUGAAGAAAACGCCAAAUGUCACGUGUUGGAGACGUUCCCCGACACAUUCACGUGUUCGUGACGUCACAUGCGCUCUACUAGCAACUAGCAGCGAUCAUGGCGGCUACGCGUGCUGUGAAAAGGGGCACUGGGGGAGCGGAAGAACAGCUUCCUCUGCAGGCAGUACUCAUUGCCGACAGUUUUAAUAGGCGGUUCUAUCCAAUCACGAAGGACCGGCCACGGGCUCUCCUCCCACUGGGUAAUGUGGCUCUAAUAGAUUAUACACUAGAGUUUCUUACAGCCACUGGAGUCAAGGAAACUUUUGUUUUCUGUUGCUGGAUGGCAAAUGAUAUUAAGGAGCAUUUAAGCAAUUCAAAGUGGUGCAGACCUACCAGCCCCAAUGUGGUACGUUUUGUGACGUCUGAGCUUUACAGAUCACUUGGUGAUGUUUUAAGAGAUGUCGAUGCAAAAUCUUUAGUACGAUCUGACUUCAUUCUUGUCACUGGUGAUGUGGUGUCCAAUAUCAACAUUGAAGCUGCCCUGGAGGAGCACAGGACACGUCGAAAGUUAGAAAAAAAUGUGUCUGUAAUGACAAUGAUCCUCAAGGAAUCCUCUCCAGGUCACCGAACAAGAUGUCAAGAGGAUGAUGUUGUUCUUGCUAUGGACAGUAAGACAAAACGAGUGCUGCUCUAUCAGAAGAGCCAGGGCCUGGCACGCUUUCACUUUCCAGUGAGCAUUUUCCAGAGUGCAACUGAUGAAAUUGAGCUGCGUCACGAUUUGUUGGAUUGUCACAUCAGCAUUUGCUCUCCACAAGUUGCAGAGCUGUUUACAGACAACUUUGAUUAUCAGACUAGGGACGAUUUUGUCCGUGGUAUUUUGGUCAAUGAAGAGAUUCUUGGGAAUCAAAUACAUCUUCAUGUAACCCAGGAGGAGUAUGGUGCCAGAAUUUCCAACCUGCUAAUGUAUGAUGCUGUAACUUCUGACAUCCUACGCCGAUGGUUGUACCCUCUUACACCUGAGACCAAUUUCACUGACCAGGAUGCACAUACUUAUACUCACUGUCGUCACAACAUCUAUCGAGGAUCAGAUGUCAGUCGGGGUCAUGGGAGCAUACUGAGGGAGAAUGUGCUGAUUGGGAGUCAUACAACUAUUGGGUCUAAUUGCAGCAUCAGCAACAGUACCAUUGGGAGGAACUGCAGCAUUGGGGACAGAGUAGUUCUGGAGAAUGUACAUAUCUGGGAUAGAGUGCAUGUUGAAGAUGAUGUUACUAUCAAAAAGUCCAUAAUUUGUAAUGAUGUUGUUGUGAAGAAAAGGGUGCAGAUAAAUCCACACUGCGUCUUGACAUCAAAGGUGGUUGUUGGUCCUGAUUUUCAACUUCCAGAAAGUACAGUGAUUUCUCUUCAUCAUCCCGAAGAAUAUGAAAAUGAUGAUGAUGAAUUUAGUGAUGAUGCAGGCGCUGGAAAAGAGGCAGAAAGAACAAAGGUUAAAGUAUACAAUAAAAAGGAGGUUGGUUCAGAAGGUGAAGGUUAUCUGUGGAAAUUUUCAAAUCUUGCAGAAGAGGAGGAAGAUGAAGAGCUGCAGAGGGGUUUGUGGGGACUUACUCUGAACACUGAAGAGGUCAGUGACAGCGAGAGUGAGACUGGCAGCAUGCAACAGUCAGAAAGCCACCCUGCUUCACCUGUCCUUGAUGAUAUUAAAGUUUUUCAGAUGGAAGUUCUGGGCACACUGCAGAGGGGUGUGGAAGAAAAUAUAUCUUGUGAUAAUUUGGUGCUUGAAAUUAAUUCUCUCAAAUAUGCCUAUAACAUAUCUCUGAUGGAGGUGAUGCAGGUUUUGUGUAAGGUUGUCUUGGAGUUUCCACUCCAUCAACUUGAUGGAACUCUUGAUGUGAACCUCUACUGCAGUACUCUAAUUCCUCUUCUGAAAAGAUGGACCCCCCUUUUUAAAAAUUAUGUAAAACGGGCUUCUGAUCAUCUGUGUUGCCUUGGAGCAAUGGAAGAAUUUUUUUUGGAGAAUGAAACACUAUGGGCUGCAAUUGCAAAGGUAUUCAUGGGCUUCUACCAGCAAGAUGUGUUAGCAGAAGAGAUGAUUAUUCGUUGGUUUUCACAGACUGAGGUUACAGAGAAGGGUCGGCAAUUAAGGAAGAAGCAGGUGCUCCAGAAGUUCAUACAGUGGUUAGAAGAAGCUGAAGAAGAAUCUUCGGAAGAUGAAUAAAAAUGGAGAGAAAAUAGAAGUGGGCACAAUGCACACACAUAUUAUUUCUACUGCAGCUUAUAGCCAUUGGUUGCCGGCACUCAACUCCGCCAUUUGAUAUAUAAAGUCCAAAAAUAAAAGGAAGCACUCCCGGCAUAAAGGUUGUUAGAAGUCCUUUACUGAAUCAUAUAAACAUCUAUGCGUUUCUGUCCCUUGAGGUACCGAAACGCGUAGAUGUUUAUAUGAUGUAUGUGUGCAUCAUGGAUAGGACAGUCAGUAUAGGAAGUUCUGUAGUACUAAAGUGCAGUAUAUACAAAUCACAGAUGCAACACCCAUGCCCAACAUCAAAAAUAAAUUCAUAUUUAAAAGCAAUAGUAUUAUAAGCAAGAUCAGUGGCCCUCCAAGGUGUUUCAUCUGCAAAAGGCUAGCCCAAGAAGAAUCUCUUCUGUAGGUGAAAAAAAUAUUAGCAAUCAAAGAGAGAUCAUCUUUGCAGGCCAAACACUUCAAGGUGGGCAUAAAGGGGACAGAUCCUUUUGUUUGGCGACAUUGCCAACCGGGCAGAUCUCCAGUGUAUGGCCACCAUUAGCAGUAGCAGGACCAAUUUAUGCAAGUGACUACAAUAAAAUGGUUUUGAUUUUGAAUCUGCAAUACAUAAAGGUAUUUGAGUAUAGUUACCCACAGCUUGGUCUAGAUUUUGAGUUUAUAUAUAAUAUAUAAACCUAAUUAGAUUGCAUGGAAGGACCCAUAGUACAUGUUAAAGGUAGUUUUUAAUUGUGACUUUUUUUUGCAGCUUAAAGGAAUGGGAAAUUUCUGUGAAGUGCAUUUGUAGUUUUGCAGAAUUUUCUGUACUAGCUGUUCUAUUCAUGUUCUUACUAAUACUUCAUUUUGGCACAAACCUGGUGGUGUGAUAUGACUGGAGAAGUGUGAUAUGGGGUUGGUUAUCAAUAAACCCAUUAUCUAGAAGGCUCCAAAUUAAGAGAGUUAUUUGACUAAGUUGGAGUAAUAAAACAGUUUUAUUUUAUGAUAACUAAGGUAGCUUGAGUCCAUGUAAGGGUGAUGUCAGGCAGGGUGAUUAGUCGCCCAGCGACAAAUCUUUGCUUCUGUGUUGACUAAUCUCCACGAAAUGCCUUCCCGUCGGCAAGAAUACGAGUCAGCUGCAUACGAAUUGCUUCAGAUUUCCAAAGUUGUCUCACGAGGAAACUUCGGGCGACUUUGGAAAUCUGAAUCAAUUUGUAUGUCAUCCCAUCGGCGAUUCAUAUUCUUGCCGGCGGGAAGGCAUUUGGGGAGCCUUCUGCUAUCUCACUAGCAGCUAGGCACGUGCAGUUAAAGCUGAUCUGGUUCUAAUUUUAACUAAGCAUGCUUCUGAUUAGAAGCAGCCAGAGACUCUCGUCCUCAGCUCUACUGCACAGCUGUCCAUUUUUAUUUCUCUUAAAUUAUGGACAAACGGCAAUACUGGAGGUCCUGUGUGGUUCAGUUUGGGAGGGUUUUGUUUUUUAAACACACAGCUCUCAGACUGGGAGUACAUUGGUAUAUUCUUUUGUUUUUCAGAAUAUUAUGUCAUUAAAUCCAUGCUAACAUGCUUCUUUUUCUGCAACAAAUGCCCCUAAUUGUACAACAUUACAGAGCAUUUAUUUAUUGGGUAAAUAAAGUAAAUGUAUGUA
This is a messenger RNA of Xenopus laevis (African clawed frog), 3957 nucleotides long. RefSeq names its product eukaryotic translation initiation factor 2B subunit epsilon S homeolog (gene eif2b5.S). The record is from RefSeq and is a predicted model, not a curated record. Gene Ontology annotation, molecular function: translation initiation factor activity; guanyl-nucleotide exchange factor activity; translation initiation factor binding. Gene Ontology annotation, cellular component: eukaryotic translation initiation factor 2B complex; cytosol. Lineage: Eukaryota; Metazoa; Chordata; Amphibia; Anura; Pipidae. The transcript is spliced from 16 exons. The coding region runs from base 224 to 2317 and encodes 697 amino acids. Gene Ontology annotation, biological process: translational initiation.